AUGGCGUCUGUAAUUGCACUGUCCCUGCUCCUACCCGCUGCUUUUGCAGCGGACCACUCACCGCUCCGUGCCCGCCUGCAGGAUGGUCUCGCCCGAACACCACAGAUGGGUUGGAAUACCUACAACCACUACAACUGCUACCCCGACGAAGAGAUCUUCCGCUCGAACGCCAAGGCACUGGUCGACUUUGGUCUGGCUGACCUGGGCUACCGCUACGCUACGAUCGACUGCGGAUGGACUCUGACUGAGCGGUUGGCUAAUGGGUCGCUCACAUGGAAUGCGACGCGGUUUCCCAGCGGCUUUCCCGCAAUUGCAGACUAUCUCCACGAUCUGGGACUGUUAUUCGGUGUCUAUGGCGACGCUGGGAUCAAGCUCUGUGGUCCGUCGGACGAGGUGGGCAAUUUAGACGACAACUGCUUCUCCGAAGCCUCCCUAGGCUACCCCAACGUCGAGUACGCCCCCAGCUCGCCGCUCAAGCCACGCUACGAGGUCAUGUCCAACGCACUACAAAAGCUCGACCGACCGAUCCUCUUCCAAAUUUGCGAAUGGGGCAUCGACUUCCCCGCGCUCUGGGCCCCAGCCCUCGGCCACUCAUGGCGGAUAGGCAACGACAUCAUCCCCGCCUGGCGCAGUGUCUUCCGCACGCUCAACCAGGCCGUCCCGCAGACAGACUUUGCCGGGCCAGGCCAGUGGCCGGACCUCGACAUGCUCAUGGUCGGGAACGGCGUGUACUCCGUCCCGGAGGAGGAGACGCACUUCUCGCUGUGGGCGAUUCUGAAGAGCCCGCUGAUUAUUGGGUCCGCGCUGAAGGACGCCACCACGGAGAUUAACUCCGAGUCGCUGCGGAUUCUGAAGCAGAAGGCCGUUAUCGGGUAUAACCAGGACAAGCUCGGGGUUAGCGCGAGCCUGCGCCGGCGGUGGACGGACCAGGGGUAUGAGGUAUGGAGUGGGCCGUUGUCGAAUGGGAGGACGGUGGCUGCUGUGAUUAACUGGAGGGGCGAGGCCAGGGAUCUUACGCUGGAUCUGCCAGAUAUUGGGCUGCAGUCUGCGGGUCUUGUCAAGAAUAUCUGGGCUGGGUCGACGAGCAGGAAUGUGCAGACGUCGUACACGGCGAGGGUGGAGGGCCAUGGCACCAUGCUGCUCGAGUUGCGGGAUACUGUGCCGGCUGGCGUGUAUCCAAAGAAGAUCUUUGGCUCUUCUCGCGGACAAGGAACAGUCUUCAAAUCGGUCUACGCAGGGUCUACCAGCGAGAACUAUACCCUCGCCAUCAACUUCGCCAAGACCAUCCCAUCUGCCAGCAAAAUCACCGUCCAGGUGGGCGCCAACCGCCAGAAGCUAUCCAUUGCAGUGCCCCCCUCUCGCCAGCAGGUAACCGCAACCAUCCCCCUCGUCGCCGGAUCAAACAACACCAUCACAAUCUCGCACUCCCACCCCAUCACCGCAAUCCAAGUCACCUCCCCGAACGGAACCUACUACCCAGCAACGCAAUUCAGCCUGACCGGAGCCGCAAGACACGAAACCUGCGGCGAAGGAUUCUGCCAACCCGUCGGGUCGAAGGUCAGCUACCUCAGUCCCAACAGCACGGCCCGCGGCGUGAUCCCCGCAUCAGCUGGCACCAAGUACGUCGAGAUCGACUACAUCAAUAACGAGGUGGCGUUCUCCUCGUCCUGGGGGUGGGGCGCCAACUCGCGCAAUCUCACCAUCUCUCUCAACGGCGGGGAGCCUGUUCGGCUGGAGGUCCCGCUCAGCGGUCGACACAGUGAGCUGUUUGGGCCUGGAAAGGGGUGGUGGGAUACUGCGACCCUGGGUGUGUCGGUGGAUGGGUGGAAGGAAGGUGACAACGAGGUUGUCGUGGGCAACGUGAAUGGAGAGAAGGGGUUCCAGCCAUAUGCAGCGGACUUUGUGGGUUUGAGAGUUUUUGAUUGA
This is a messenger RNA of Aspergillus terreus NIH2624, 1926 nucleotides long. RefSeq names its product alpha-galactosidase D. Lineage: Eukaryota; Fungi; Ascomycota; Eurotiomycetes; Eurotiales; Aspergillaceae. Gene Ontology annotation, biological process: carbohydrate metabolic process. The record is from RefSeq and is a predicted model, not a curated record. Gene Ontology annotation, molecular function: hydrolase activity, hydrolyzing O-glycosyl compounds. The transcript has 4 exons. Bases 1 to 1926 code for a protein of 641 amino acids.